Molecule: messenger RNA, 990 nt
Organism: Cannabis sativa
Lineage: Eukaryota; Viridiplantae; Streptophyta; Magnoliopsida; Rosales; Cannabaceae
Product: zinc finger A20 and AN1 domain-containing stress-associated protein 8
Exons: 3
Coding region: 295-825 (176 amino acids)
Molecular function (GO): zinc ion binding; DNA binding
Source: RefSeq, a predicted model, not a curated record
CCCAUUUCAGUGUAGAAAGAAAGCCCAAUUAUUAGUGGCGGUUGUUCGUUAGCCAAUGAAAAGACGCCACGUAAGCAAGCUUAGUGUAGUAUCGGGAACAGUGUAUAAUUUUGAGGUUCGUCUUCAUCUACAACCUUCUUUCUUCACCCACCUUUAUCAAUGGUGAUAGAUGCUCAGCUGAACCUUCUUUUCUUUGGACUUAUCAUCCGAUUCUGAUCUCUUCCCUCUUCGCUCUACAGGGGAGGGAAGACGAAGAAGAAGAAGAAGAAGAAGAACCAGUCUCGGCUGAUAGAGAUGGAGAACAAAGAUACAGGGUGCCAAGUACCACCAGGUGCUCCCAAACUUUGUGCCAACAACUGUGGAUUCUUUGGAAAUGCAGCAACCAUGAACUUUUGCUCUAAGUGCCACAAAGACUUCAUACUGAAACAAGAACAAUCGAAACUUGCUGCCUCAUCUAUUGGGAGCAUUGUUAAUAGCGGUACCACCAUCGACAAAAGCAGCGAGCAUCUUCCAAUCGAAGUAGAACUAAAAGUUGGCUCAACCAAUUCAAUUCUCAUUUCGACACAGACACCCUGCACUUCAUCUUUGAACACAAACAACGAGGAGAAGAACAACAACAACGCGAAAGAGAGUCCAAAUAGAUGCGGAACAUGCAGGAAACGAGUUGGCCUAACGGGGUUCAGUUGCAGGUGCGGAAAUCUCUUCUGUGCAUCACAUCGUUACUCUAAUAAACAUGAUUGCGCUUAUGAUUACCGAACCGCUGCUCAGGCUGCUAUAAGAAAAGCCAAUCCUAUUGUCAAAGCAAAGAAGCUAGACAAAAUCUGAAAAAGGAAGGUUCAUUCAUGUGCUGCUCUUCUUUAUCUUAUCUAUAAUAUCCCAUAAAAGCUUUAUAUUUUAAGUUUGAUGUUUAUCUUUUUUGUGUUAUAGAAAUGUUGAAAGCCAACUCAAUUAUUCAUAAAGCUAAUAUAUAUUACCACUUUGGUUUCAUUA